Messenger RNA from Oncorhynchus gorbuscha (pink salmon), 2132 nucleotides. Its product is annotated as pleckstrin homology domain-containing family B member 2-like. Gene Ontology annotation, cellular component: membrane. Gene Ontology annotation, biological process: regulation of cell differentiation. The record is from RefSeq and is a predicted model, not a curated record. NCBI's taxonomy places the organism in Eukaryota, Metazoa, Chordata, Actinopteri, Salmoniformes, Salmonidae.
GUGACGUGUCAUGCCGUAACGUACAGCACGCAUAAAGCAACUAUUCCUGUUUUACAAUCGCUCUCCACCAGGUGUAGCAUUUCUCUCAUCGUUUAAAAACAAGAAAUGGACAGUAAAGGGGGAUACCUAGUUAUUUUUUUGCGCCAUCACUGUAAGCGACCGUCACUCUCAAAGUCGCUGUUUACUUCUAAGAUCACUUUAGCACCGCCCUAAAAGCCCGAUUCAAAUUCGACACAAACCUUCAAAUAGUGUGACCUAAGGAUGUCGAUUGUGAAAAGUGGCUUCCUUCAUCGGCAGAGCACUAUUCUGCGGCGGUGGAAGAGAAACUGGUUUGACCUGUGGUCUGAUGGGUGGCUGGUAUUCUUUGAUGACCAGCACCGGUGAGAUAUGGAGGAUGGGAUCCACAUAGUGGACAGCAUUAACAUUCGCAGUGCAACUGCAUGUCAAGAUCUGAACCCACCAGAGGGUAGGAGUCAAAAUGCCCUGCUCCAGAUAGUCUGCAGAGACGGACGGGUCAUCAGCAUUUGUGGAGACAGUGCAGAUGAUGUUUUUGUAUGGACCAUGGCUCUCCAGGAUGCCAGAGUCAGCUCUGUUUAUGUCCCGGACACUUAUGGGGGCUAUGCCCCAGCUCCUCCUCAUGGCACACAGAUCAUUUAUUCAGCAGAUGGGAAGCCUAACGCGGUUGUAUACCCCUAUCAGUACCAAGGAGCAUAUCCUAUGAGGGAUCCACAAGGAAUGGACCAGGUUAUUGUUCACGAGCGUCAACGUGAUGAUGGAGGAGACGUGGCUCUCAGUAUGCUCGCUGGAGCUGUGACUGGAUUGGCUAUUGGGUCUCUGUUUGUCUUCUAGUGUCUUCAUUGGAACAGUUUACAACGAUACCUAUCCCUAACUGACACGCACCAUUCCCACAUUUUUGCAGCACUGCAGCUGCAUUUCUGUAGCCAUGUGACUGAGAUGGAGGAGUUACAUGUAUGUGAUGGUUGGGCUAUGUUCACCUAUGAGGUUUGAUUGUGAUGUGCCAGUAAAUUACUCCUUUUGUGCCCUUACCAAAGCGUUUGAUGUAUAUUAACGCUGUAGCGCUUUCUAUUAGGUACAGUAGCUAUUUUGCAGCUUGCCUUUUGUUUGAAGAAACACAAAUUAUGUGAUAUUUUAUGCACAUCUGAAGAGAAGGUUUUGAUAUAUUUAAACUUAUUUUUAUCCUUUUCAGGUCUCGCAAAUGUAAAUUAUUCUAACUGAUGCCUUAUAUAGUAGAGUGGUCAUUAAGAGUGGGACUAGAGUUUUAUUGGAACAUGCCUGAGCUUGUAAAAUCCUGAUUCUUCACUUUACACAUCUGUCUUAAAUCCAAUGUUCUUUUGAGGCUUUCCACUCAUUUUUCAUCUACUUUGCAUUUGAGAUUUCACUUGCCUUUAUUUGGUUAUUGUCAUUCCUUGAACAUGGAAGGAUAUUUUGGAAGUGAACCUAGGAUUUAUGCUCUAGGAUUAUUGCUUGGUUUUCCUAUUAUUUCAUUGUCAGCUGUUGAACCAUGUCUUUUGUUUUAUCUCACCUCAUGUGAGAGGUGAGGAGGAGAUGCAUGUGUAAACUAGAGUAUGCACAAACAUCCAGGCUAAUCUUACAUUUAAAGCUGCUACAACAGAACUGAAUGAUACUCCUUGACAUUUCAAUUGUUUUGACUUUACGCCACUCCUAAAAUCAUUUUUAAAUAUGUGUCUUUUUUAUGUUAAUGAUAUUUAUUGAGUCAUUACAUUAUGUGCACUUUGUUUAACUGGAUAUGUUAAUUAGGUAACAUGUGUGUGGCCUCUAUUUGUCGCUGAACACAUCAGCCACUGGUUUUUCACCUUUUAUAUUCAAUUUCAAAGUCUUAUUUAACUCUUACACCACUUUGUACAGACAUUUGGAAUACUAGAUUGUGUUUCCUUUUAGACAUGAACAUUGUAUACAAUAAUUGAUAACAGAUUAUAUUUAUUUGAUAUCAAAUGAAGUAGAGCUUUAUGGGGCAAACUGCUUUCAUGUAAUCACAAAACCAUUAUACCUUACAUUUCAAAUGGAAAACAUUUUGUUAUGCAGACUUAAUGCAGUGUUUAUUGCUCUUUAGCGGUUGUGUGACAUUUUAACAAUUUACUUAUUAAAUUAUU